Diachasmimorpha longicaudata is the source of this 972-nucleotide messenger RNA. RefSeq names its product peroxiredoxin-2. Gene Ontology annotation, molecular function: thioredoxin peroxidase activity. Gene Ontology annotation, cellular component: cytosol; endoplasmic reticulum. Gene Ontology annotation, biological process: cellular response to stress; hydrogen peroxide catabolic process; response to oxidative stress. The transcript is spliced from 5 exons. Bases 138 to 890 code for a protein of 250 amino acids. The record is from RefSeq and is a predicted model, not a curated record. Lineage: Eukaryota; Metazoa; Arthropoda; Insecta; Hymenoptera; Braconidae.
CACACCACCAGGCACUCACACACCCACAGAAAUCCUGGCUGUGUACAUCAGCGUGAUGUGCGUGGGUAAAUAAUUGAAAAAAAGCGACACGUCUGCUUAUUUUGUUCGUAGAUAAGCUGAUCAUUGAAUAUUGAACGAUGUGUCACAUAAAGUCACUCUUUGUGGGGCUUAUUUGCCUCCUGAUUAAUCCGAAAGCUGGGUCUUUUGCCAGUCACUUUGUCCAGAAUGAGGCCUGCUACUCGUAUGCCGGGGGAUCGGUAUAUCCAGCCGGUAAUAAACAUGCUGGACAUCAGUUACAUACAACUAAAGCAGUCAUUGGAAAGCCAGCUCCACACUGGGAAGCUACAGCAGUCAUAAAUGGCGAGUUCAAGGAAAUCAAACUCACUGAUUACAAAGGAAAAUAUCUUGUGUUUUUUUUCUACCCUUUGGACUUCACAUUCGUAUGCCCAACGGAAAUUCAAGCCUUCUCGGAUCGGAUUGACGAAUUUAGAACAUUGAAUACAGAGGUGAUCGCAGCCUCUGUUGAUUCUCAAUUUACUCAUUUAGCGUGGAUGAAUACACCGAGGAAAGAGGGAGGACUCGAUAAAAUUAAGAUUCCUCUGCUUUCUGAUUUGACACACAAAAUCUCGAAAGAUUAUGGAGUUUAUCUGGAGGAUCUGGGCCAUACGUUGAGAGCUCUAUUUAUAAUCGAUGGAAAGGGAAAUCUACGCCAGAUAACGAUGAAUGACCUCCCGGUGGGUCGCUCAGUGGACGAGACACUGAGACUUGUUCAAGCCUUCCAGUACACUGAUGAACACGGAGAAGUCUGUCCAGCUGGAUGGAAACCCGGUCAAGACACAAUUAUUCCAAACCCAGUGGACAAGAAGAAGUUCUUCUCGAAGAGGAACUAGGUGCUGAUAUUUUUCUUCUAUUUUUACAUACAUCACAUGUAUCCCUGUGUUUUAUACAUUAAAAUAAAGUUUUAAAAAAACG